This is a messenger RNA of Encephalitozoon hellem ATCC 50504, 921 nucleotides long. RefSeq names its product DHHC-type Zn finger domain-containing protein. The transcript has a single exon. The coding region runs from base 1 to 921 and encodes 306 amino acids. Gene Ontology annotation, cellular component: endoplasmic reticulum; Golgi apparatus. The record is from RefSeq and is a predicted model, not a curated record. Gene Ontology annotation, biological process: peptidyl-L-cysteine S-palmitoylation; protein targeting to membrane. Gene Ontology annotation, molecular function: protein-cysteine S-palmitoyltransferase activity. NCBI's taxonomy places the organism in Eukaryota, Fungi, Microsporidia, Unikaryonidae.
AUGGCAUGGAAAGAAUUCUGGAGCGAAGCUUUUAGAGUAGCUGUCUUUAUAAUAUAUCCGGCCUUGGAGCUUUACAUAUAUUUUGUUUUUGUUGGGCUCCUAUGCCUGGAAGACACCGAGUUUGAUUCUUGGACAGUCUUUGUUGUGUUUGUUGCAUACCAUGUAAUAGUGACUUACAAGGCAAUGUUCUACAUGAAGCUGUUCAUAAACGAGGGUGUGAGCACCUUAGAGAUAUUUCCGGAUGUUCCUCAAGAAGGAUACGAUCUUAAGAUGAAAGGGAUGAACAAGUUUGUGGAAGAAGAAGUGAUGAAGCAGAGCGUCACAAAGAUUAAGCUGUGUAGUAAAUGCAAAACAUACAAGCCGCCCCGAGCCCAUCAUUGUGGAACAUGUAAAAGAUGUUAUCUUAGAUAUGAUCAUCAUUGUGCGCUGCUAAAUACCUGCAUUGGAUUUCACAACUACAAGUUUUUCUACCAGUUCAUGGUUGUAAAUCUGAUAUCGGUUAUUUUUUUUAUAAUGACCAUAUCUAUUUAUAUGAUAGUACGCAGUCCUAAGACUGAAGUUCAUCGGGUGAAUUACAUAGUGUCAAUAACACUGCUGGGAAUCGAAUUCAUUUUUAAUUUGUCACUCCUGAUAUUCCACACAUGGCUCAUAGGACUGAAUGAGACAACAAUAGAACACUAUGCUCUCAAUGACUACAUCAAUGCAGACCAUUCAUUCAGUCAUAUAUUCCAAGAGGGCCCAAUGACAACAUUAACAGAUAUCACAGAUAGAAGGGUGUUAAAUCCUUACAACCUUAGCCUAAAGCAGAACUGGAAGCAGGUAUUUGGAAGUAACCCUAUAGACUGGGUUGCUCCUAGCUAUUCCACCCCUGGGAACGGAAUAUCGUUUCCAAAAAACUAUGAUGAAUACGAACUGCUUUAG